This is a messenger RNA of Cladocopium goreaui, 7890 nucleotides long. The record is from the annotation of a GenBank genome assembly. Lineage: Eukaryota; Dinophyceae; Suessiales; Symbiodiniaceae.
AUGUGGGCUACUCCGGGUUACCACAAUGCCCUCAGAGACUCAGAAAGAUGCUUCAAUUUUGUCGAUCACCCCAAUCAGCAAUUUUCAUCCUAUGAUGAACCCUGCAACAGCCAGGGCUAUCCCAUUUUGUUCAGUGACCCAGAUCCCAAGCGAGUACACCUCCUUGCUCGGGCCCAGGUCCCUUGUAAAUGGACUCAUCCAAGUGCCAGUAGUGUGGAGGACAAGGCCUCCGUUGGCCUUACUCAACAGGUCGCCAUCAGGGUGAGGGUUCUCAACCAUCAAUGCAGAUCCUGCAACAGCCAGGAUCUUGUAGUGAUACAAGAACGAGAAAACAGCCAGCGGACGGGACGCAAGAACCCAGAAGAAAAGAAAAGCGGGAUGACCAAAAACCAGCCAGCGUGCAGGUCGCAAGAACCUGACAAACAGCCAGCGGCAGGGUCGCCAGAACCCUUGAAAGAACAUCGAGACUUCAUAUCAUGCCCCGGAAUAUGGGCCACUCCGGGUUACCAGAAUGCCCAUCAGGAGUCAGAGCAUGUUGCACCCAGCCUAGGGGACGAAGAGACCUCCGCCGGAGGGGCUGAAGCAUCUAAUGGGCCACUUCACACCAAUGGCCCAGAGGCCGUGAUUGCCAAGGAAGGACCAGCGCCACACCGCCUCAGCACCUUUUCAUGCCCCGGAAUCUGGGCCACUCCGGGUCACCAGAAUGCCCAGCCAGAUGAGCAGGUCCCCCGAAUGGCCGACAGCUAUGGAUGUCCCAACACCUGGGCCACCCUUGAACUCCACAAUUUCCAUGGGGUCCCUACCAGGGUUGCCCACGCACGACCAGAGGGACAAGCGUAUCCCUAUGCAACUGAAGUAGAGCCCUGCAUGCUUCAACCCGGCAUCACGGCAAGGGCUGGGCAUGAAGGACAGGAAUACAUGAUCGAUCACAACCAGCUAAUUGCAUGCCCCGGAAUUUGGGCCACUCCGGGUUACCAGAAUGCCCAGAUCAGGACUCCCAAGACCAUCCUCGUAGAGCACAGCGGUGAAAGCCCCAUUUUGCUCAGGGCCGCAGAACCCAAGCGAGGAUACCAUCAAUGCCGUGCCCAGCUCCCUUGCGAUAGGCAUAAUCAUACCAUUGCACGUGGUGGUCCCAUUCGAAGGCUAGCCAUCUGGGAGAUGUUCAACCAGCAAUGUAGAUCCUGCAACAGCCAGGAUCCAGACAUGACACAAGAACCAGAAAACAGCCAGCGGACGGGAAGCCAGCACCCAGAAGAAAAGAAAAGCGGGAUGACCCACAACCAGCCAGCGGGCAGGACGCAAGAACCUGACAGACAGCCAGCGGUAGGGUCGCAAGAACCCAAUACAGACCAUCCAGAUCCUCUUUCAUGCCCCGGAAUAUGGGCCACUCCGGGUUACCAGAAUGCCCACUGUGAGACAUGGCAAGGAGCCUCUAACUCACAGGAUGUAGAGGUCUCUGCCAAGGGGGUCGAAGCAUGGGAUAGGUCUCAACACCUAUGGCAAUUUAUAGUGGACACCCGUGGCCGGAUGGACUUCAUGCCAGGGGAGGGGUCGCAAGUACCCUUUCCAGCCCAUCAUGCCUCUCCUUCAUGCCUCGGAAUAGCGGCCACUCCGGGCUGCCAGGAUGCCCACAUGUGGUCAGGACAUGCUGCACAGGGUCCACAUGACGGGGAAGACGCCGCCAGAGGGGUCGAAGUUUAUGAGAAGACACCAGGCACCCAGGGCAUUCCCGAUUCGACUGCCCAGGUUAGACCAGUGCAACAAUGCUCGAAGAAUCUUUCAUGCCCCGGAAUAUGGGCAACUCCGGGUUACCAGAAUGCCCAGUCAGAAGAAAGUGCCAGCCGACAGGAAGUCAUGCAAGUCAAGGUCGGGCACACCAAGGUAGCCCAUGAGGUAGACCAGCCAACAGACUUUGACGUCGUUGCAUUCAUGGCUGCAGGUGUGCAUCUCCGCCCAACCAAGGUCGGAGAAACUCCAGCCCCACACCUUGUGGACGAUCCUGCAAUUGCUGCACAGGAAAACAUGUUUGAUGGCGACGAGGAUCCCGGAUCCUCCGAUGAUGAUAGUUCCACCAGUGAAGAUAAUCCGACCUGGCGUAACUUCUAUGUCUAUACCGUGCAUCAGCCUCCAGUGCAGGUUAGUCUCCUCAUGAUUCGCCCGCGCGUACAGCAUCACCAAUGCGCCAGAGCGUUGGGGUGGACUGUGGCACAACUGGCCGCCAAGUAUGUUGUCACACCCUGCCCAGAAGAUCUUCUGCAGUCAAGGCUCAGGGGUAUGUUGGCAAGAUACCAAGAUGAUCCCAGCGAAGAAGGCCCAUUAGCCAUGGUACUCAUCGAUGUCGAAUUUCACCCGCCAGCUCCACGGUGGGAUCCAGAGAUCAUCCGCACUGCAAUGUUUGUCCCUAGAGACCUUACCAACCACCAAUUUCUGGAAUCCAUGCACCUUCUGCCCUACUGUCGUUACAAUCGUAGCCUGCUUGAGGAUGAGGCCACUUCCACACGAUGCAUUGCCAUGGCAUGUUAUCAAGGAAUUGGACAAGACUCUUUUGCAUUCUUUGGGGAAUUAGUUGAGGAAUAUAACCUUUGGAGCAUGCCCAACCCAAGCCAAGUCUUGGUAGUAGACAGCCCGGAGGAUGCACCUGAUGAUGAACAAGUCUCGCUCAUUCAAAGCGUUCGCCUCCCACAAGCAAUGAGAACCCCUGCCAACGCAGACAAUCAGGUUUUCUCGGCCCAACCAAACCAGGAAAGCAAGCCCUGCUCUUCCAGAAGCAUCGGCCCAUGUCCACAGAGUCAGAAUGCUGAUGGUGAUGUGCCGGAAUCCGGAAUACAGGCCACUCCGGAGUACCAUAAUGCCUGUUGGUUUUUGCGGUAUUGGUCCAUAGCCAAGACAGUCGAGGGACUGAGUGGGCAAAGCAUUGAUACGUGCUUUCUACCCACCGGCCUCCACUCCAGUCCGCCCAAUGAAGGUAGCAAAUCUUUCCUGUGCAUGCAUCGGCUAGGGGAGGCAUCCAAACCUGGCCCACAGCAAGCAAACGAAGGAUGGGCAAUUGCUGCCAUCAACCCGACAGGCCUUUCCGGAAAGGCAAAGCAAUUCAGUGACAUGCCAGCAGGAAUCUAUGCAAUUUCCGAAACACAUCUCUCAGCACGUGGUCAAGCCAGAUUCCGCGAGGAGCUUUUCCAUGCCAAGUCUAGCCUCAAGUUGUACCCAGGGUACCGAGCCCCGCUGAAGAAAGACUCCAUCCAGGCUGUCGGUGGUAAACAUACAGGAGUGGCAUUCUUGACCCACUUCCCGACCCGACCGGUCACUAGUGGAUGGAAUGAAGAGCUUUACCAGACCAGCCGUAUCCAUGCAGCAGUGUUCAUGGUUCAGAACACCUGGAUCGCAGGAGGGGUAUGCUAUGGGUACGCCAAAGAUGCUGACUCCCCCGCGGUGCAAGAGAACACAAACCGACUCUUGCAGGAAGUCGCCAGGCAAGUUAUGCACGGCUUCAAAGGCCCGGCGUUCAUAGCAGGGGACUUCAACCAAGUUCCUGGGGUCUUGUCCGAAACCACCAAGUGGGAGCAGAAAGGAUGGAGAGAUGUCCAAACAUGGGCAGCCGAGAGGUAUGGGAUCAGCCCAGGAGUAACUUGCCAAUUCACUUCCAGGAAAGACUUUGUAUACCUAUCUCCUGAAUUGCAAGCAAUGUUGUCAGGAUGCACCAAUUCCUUUGACCGCUGGCCGGACCAUUCCACGCUCAUGGGGAAUUUCACAUACCCGAGCCAACCAGAACCUCAGCCAAGGUGGGACCGUCCAGCAUCGAUAGAUUACAGUAUCAUCGACAGCAAGACCAUUGCAAGCACCCCUUGCUCCCCCGCACCAAUCAAGGGAGAUCCCACGGAGCAGUACAAAGCCAUUUGCCGCAAGUUUGAACAACAUGUGCAGGAUUGCCUCAAGGCCAAGGGUAAAGUUGGACUCCAACCGAACCAAAAGGGACGGGGUCACACGUUGAAACGCACCUUUAGGCACUCAGUUGUUGCUCCUGUCAAACCAGCUAGACAGGGAGAUUACCAACCCUCGGUCCACACAUGGUCACUGCUGCACAGUCGCUGGAUCACUCAGUGUCGACGGCUCCAAAGCUAUGCAAAGCACAUUGGUAAGGGUAGCAUCACUCCCAACGCCAUCGAGCACCGAGCCGCUCUUUGGAGGGCUAUCCGAAAAGCACUGGGAUUCUCCGGAGGAUUUCCCAAGUGGUGGGCCGAACAAGCCAGUGACCACCCGAACCUCCUUCCAUGGAUCCCAGUUGACCCACCAAACCCUGCCAUCGCAAAACACAUCAGUGACCAUUUCUUGGCCGUUUUGUCUGCAAUGGAAUCCCGAAUCAUCCAGCAAAGGGUUGCCCAGGCAAGACAAAACCGCAUCGAGGACACCAACAGAGUUUUCAAGGAUGUUCGACGCCCCAUGCCAGUCCCAGUCAGCAUGUUAGUCGCCAAGGCAUCAACUCAGGUCACAGAAGUGGUCGAUGAGGGAUCAGUUGAGGUCGCAGACUCUACGCCGAUCCAAGAUGCAGCUGUCCUUGAAACACGCACUGGCCCGAUGCAGGUGAUACAUAUAGAGGCCAACCAGAUCUGGUUCACCUCUCCUCACACUCUGGUGCCAGGCGACGAGGUGGCCAUAGUAGAGUUGCAAGGCAAAGUCCAAGAAGUGCACAGUGCAUUCCUCCAGGAAUGGACUAAGAGAUGGGACCGACACAAGCAUUUGGAUCCCACCCACUGGGAUGAGGUGAUCGCCCUAACGCAGUCCAUCCUUCAUGCAGAACAGAUGGAAUUGGCUCCUCUCACGCUUGCCAAGUGGAAGCAUGCCCUGAAGUCGAAGAAGGCUACCGCAGCCACUGGAUUGGAUGGAUUGGCAAGAAAAGACCUGUUGUCAUUCCCCGACGUUUUGCAUGAACAAUUGCCGGAAAUUUUCAGGCACGCAGAACGUACAGGGCAAUGGCCCCAGCAACUCCUCCAAGGGGCGGUGCAUGCAUUAGAGAAAACGGCCAAUGCAGAGAAAGUCUCGCAGUACAGGCCGAUAACGAUAAUGCCAUGCGCAUAUCGCAUUUAUUCAUCCAUCAGAGCAAGGGAAGUCCUCCAACACUUGGCUAAGGUUCUUCCGCCCACCUUGCUUGGAAAUAUCCCUGGAAAACAGGCAAUUGGUUUGUGGUGGACGCUGCAGCACAGAAUCGAGCAGGCGAUGUAUGCUGGUGAGCCACUGACAGGUGCAGUAUCCGACCUUUGCAAGGCUUUCAAUCACUUGCCCCGCCUGGUGACAUUUCAGGCUGCGGCGUCGCUGGGAGUUCAUCCAGACAUCAUUAGAGCCUGGUCAGCCUCCACAGUUCAUCUGCAGCGGCAUUUUGUUGUAAGGGAUUGCCCGUCAGCACAGGUCACAUCCACCACCGGGUUUGUCGAAGGUUGCGGGAUGAGUGUGGUAGGGAUGGUGCUGAUCAACGCACUUGUGCAUGCGUAUAUGCAACACCAGCAUCCUCAGACAGUGUUCACCACCUAUGUGGACAAUUAUGAGUUGCAAGCUCCGACAGUUGAGCAAACAACCAAAGCCUUGUCUUCCCUUCAAGGGUUUUGUGACCUUCUGGAUGUCCAGCUUGAUGUCAACAAGACGUAUCACUGGGCUUGUGAUGCAGCUGGCAGAGCUCACCUGAGGGCCCAAAAUGACCUUCCAGUUCGGUCUGCCAAAGACUUGGGAGCGCACAUGCAGUACACAGCCAACCAGACCAAUGGCACUGUCCUGGCCAAAUUCCGCCAGCUUCCUGAACUCUGGCACAAGUUGGCUCGGAGUCAUGCCCCUCAGUCGCAAAAACUCAAGGUUCUCAGAGUAGUUGCAUGGCCGCGAACACUGUAUUCAGGUUCCAUAGUUCAUAUUGGUCCCGCCCAUUUUGAUGAAGCAAGAGCAGGAGCAUUCAAGGCCAUUGGGAUGCAAAAGUCAGGAGCCAAUGCACAGAUCUUCCUGUCACUGGUGGCCACGGUGAGCUCAGAUCCCGAGUUUUAUGCACUGUGGAACACCGUCACACAGUUUCGCCGCCACAUCAUGGAAGACCUGUUGGACAUUACGUUGCAGCAAGCAGCAAUCACUCCUCCCCGGAGACGCAAACCGGGCCCUGGAGGAGUCCUAGUCACCAGACUGGAGCAAAUUUGCUGGAGUUAUGUCCAGAAUGGGAUUUUCAGAGAUGGUGAAGGUGGCAGCAUCCACAUCUUGCACACCCCACGGCAAGAGCUGAAAGCUCGCCUGAGCAGAGCCUGGCAGCAUGCAGUAGGCCGCCGGUGGGAGCACCGCAAAGGGUUUCAGGGCCUCCGCUAUGUUUGCCCCAUGAUUUCUCAGAUUGAUCGCACUCAGCACGCCCCGGAUGCUGUAGGUUUCCUUCAAGUUGCGCAGACAAGGGCCUUUUACACGGCUGAUUGCCUAAAGCAUUCUGGAUUCACUGACUCAUCGGCUUGCACACGAUGUUCAGCAGAGGACUCAGUGGAGCACCGCCAUUGGCAAUGCCCAGCCACAGCACCAAGCAGGGCCCUGAUCCCUCCCUCAGUGCAGGCACGGAUUGACACCAUGGAACCAUGCCUACGCCAGCAUGGAUGGAUGCCAGAACCCAAGGAGGUAAGAGACUACAAGCUUAGCCUGGCAGAAGUACCCGACACAAUGUGUAACUACGCCCACGCCGGGGCCCAGUCACAUUUUGACCUUUUCUGUGAUGGGACAGGCCUGGACCCCAAACGACCACAAACCAGACUGGUGGCAUGGGCAGUAGUCCUUGCAGGGGUAGACCCACAAACCCCCCACGCACCGCUUGCGUGGGGAGGGGUGCGUGGACAAUGGCAGACGGUGAUGAGAGCUGAACUCACCGCAUUUGUCUCCGCCCUGUGUUUCGGCGUUUCCACGGGCACCACUUUUGCAAUCUGGAGUGACUGUGAAGUUAUUGUCAAGAGGGCCCGCCGUAUCCAGCAAGGUACGUUUGAAGUCACCUCAAUAUGCACAGACCAUGAUUUGUGGAUGAUCGUACAAGACCGACUGCCUGAUUCCAGCGUAUGUAGCCUCCACCACAUUAGGUCGCAUCAGGACUAUGUGGGUGAUGAAUCCUGGGUUCAGUGGGCGUGUUCGGCCAAUGACACGGCGGACCUGCUCGCCACAUGGGCAUUGGAAAACCUCCCACCCAAUGUCCGCCAUCACCAGCAGAAGGCAUCAGAAGCAGUGGCCAACGCCAAAGAAGUGGUUCAACAUGUGCAUUCCCAUAUGGUGCGAGUUGCGCAAUUAGCCGUGACCACUGCGGCUCCUUCUCCGGCCCCAGUGUAUCGCUUGCCAGACACCAUGAUUCUGGAGUGGCGCGCUAUAGCGGAAAAGGCAGUCGAUGCAGCCCCGGCAAACCUACGGUUCCCCAAGUGGCUCACCAUUUUGGACUGGAUGAGAGAGAUUGACGACCAGACAGCUGCACCACGGUGGCUAAGUUGGUACGAACUUCUGGUGUCUUAUCAACUCUAUGCAGGGGAAUGGGGGCCUGAGAGUACCUCGAGCCACAAUACAUGGCGCAUGAACCCAAGGUUACAGGAGUACUGCGGCAAACAAGCACUGCGUUCGUGGGCGGCGUAUUUGCUGAACCUCAUCAAGCUCCAGUACCCCCAUCACAAACCAAUUGAUGGCAGACCGUCCAAUCCCAGAUUCCAUUGUUGGACGAUGGGGAUCCUGUGUCGAAUCUCAGACACCCAUGCUGACUCGAUCCGCAACUGGCUGGAUUCAACCUUGGGGGACGUCCGCAUCACUAAGAUGACCAUCUUGCACCAGACUGGACCUGCGGAAGCCGUGCGGCCGCCUCCAAAGGCCAGUCAAUCAGAGCACGGGCUGCAUAGAUUCUGGCAAAGCCAGCGAUAG